AUGACAAACCCCAAUGCCGGAGCAACUUUCAAGCCGGUGAGUGGCACCAAGGAUGUGCCGACCGACCCCGACUUCCCUGAGCGCACCGUUCACCUGCCUGGUGUUCCGAGGGAACUGGUUGAGCACUCACUCCAUGUCUGGAAAGGCGCUAAGCCGGUAAAACAAGCUCUGAGACGCUUUUCUGAUGAGAAGAGAAAGACCAUCUGGGAAGAAAUCGUAAGGCUCAUAGCAGCCGGCUUCAUCAUGGAAGUCUUACAUCCAGAUUGGUUGGCCAACCCGGUUCUGGUGGAAAAGAAGAAAGAAGAGAAUCUCAACAUCGAGAAGAUCUGGCGCAUGUGUAUCGACUACACCAACCUGAAUAAGGAAUGCCCCAAAGAUCUGUUCCCACUACCUCGCAUUGAUCAAGUGAUCGAUGCCACUGCCGGCUGUGAGCUGUUGUCUUUUCUUGAUUGUUACUCUGGUUUUCACCAGAUCCCUCUGAACCGUGAUGAUCAAAUAAAGACAUCAUUUAUCACCCCGUACGGGGCUUAUUGCUAUGUCACUAUGCCGUUUGGAUUGAAAAACGUAGGCGCAACUUACCAAAGAUGCAUGCAGAAAUGCUUGCACGACCAAAUCGGGGUCAACGUACAAGUGUAUGUCGACGAUGUCAUCAUCAAAACCAAACAGAGUCACACUCUGAUUGCUGAUUUGAAACAAACAUUUGAUAACCUAAGACGGUAUCGCAUGAAAUUGAACCCAACCAAAUGCACUUUCGGUGUGCAAGGCGGAAAGUUGCUAGGCUUUCUCGUCUCAAGCCGGGGCAUUGAGGUGAACCCGAUAAAAAUCAGCGCUAUAGAAAGAAUGACUCUGCCGACAUGCUUGAGAGAUGUCCAGAAAUUCACGGGUUGCCUAGCAUCCCUAAGUCGAUUCGUGAGUCGGCUUGGCGAGAAAGCGCUGCCGCUAUAUCAGUUGAUGCGCAAGUCAGACAACUUUGUCUGGACUAAAGAAGCGGACGCCGCAUUUCAUGAGCUCAAGAAGAUGCUGUCUACAACCCCCAUAUUAGCUUCACCACUAAGUAGAGAACUAAUGCUCCUCUACAUCGCAGCAACAAACCGGGUUGUUAGCGUGGUAAUUGUCGUGGAACGAGAGGAAAACGGCGAAAAAAUUCAACGGCCAGUUUAUUACCUCAGUGAGGUGCUCUCUAAUUCCAAACAAAACUACCCAAAUUACCAAAAGAUGGUUUAUGGCGUCUACAUGGCGGCCAAGAAGUUGAAGCAUUACUUCCAGGAGCAUGAAAUGAGGGUUGUGUGCAAGGCCCCGAUAUCGGAGAUCAUAGGCAACAAGGACGCCAGUGGCCGGAUUGCCAAAUGGGCUAUUGAGUUGGCUCCAUACACCCCAAGCUACGAGCGUAGAGAUGCCAUCAAGUCGCAAGCAUUAGCCGACUUCUUCGUCGAUUGGGCCGAAAUUGAAUAUGAGCCGCCCAUGCCGGAUCUGGAUUAUUGGGUGAUGCACUUCGAUGGAUCCAAGACAAAGCAGGGCCUUGGAGCCGGCAUAGUGCUCACUUCGCCAAAGAAGGACCAGCUGAAGUACGUGCUGCAGAUCCAUUUCAAAGCAUCAAAUAAUGUUGCUGAGUAUGAAGCACUUGUCCAUGGGCUCAAGGUGGCAAAAGAUGUCGGCAUCCGCCAGAUUGAAUGUUUCGGUGAUUCCGAUCUGGUGGUCCAACAGUGCUCUGGCACAUGGGACGUCUUGGAUCCGAACAUGGCUUUAUACCGGUUCCAUGUACAGCAAGUCAACAGUCUUUUUGAGGGAUGCGAGUUCAAGCACAUUCCAAGAGCAGGCAAUGGGGCGGCGGACAUGCUCUCUAAACUUGGUUCAUCUCGAGAAGCCGUCCCGCCCGACAUCGCAUUGGAAUACCUCUGGAAGCCCUCUAUCAAGCCGGAUCCGAAUUCAACGUCCAUCACCAUGAUGGAUGACUCUGGCCCGGGAGAAGCUCCGAUGGAGAUGGACACUAGCCAAGGCACGUCCGACAAGUCGAACCCGGGGACUGCUCGUCCGAACUCGGGGACUGCGCAGUCCAUGUCCAUCUUCAGCACACCAUCAGAUACAGGGAACCCGGCACACGGAGUCUCCGCUGAAAUGUUGCAAGCUAUCUCGGAUUGGGUUGAUAGCAUCUCCCCAAACCCGAGGACUGCUCGUCUGAACCCGGGGACUGCUCGUCCGAACCCGAGGACUGCGCAGUGCAUGCCAGUGGCUACAAGAAGCAUGCGAGCGAGGCAGCCAGAGCCAGCUCAAGAUUCAGCACCAAUCCAUGACGAGCCAAUGUCGGACGCAGCAGCUGAGAUGCAAGAUGACCCGAUGGACGCAGACCAACCACUCACCUUACGACACCCUGUGCCGGCUUGGGGUCAAGAAAUUAUGGAAUACAUACUCAAUGGAAACCUCCCAGAGGAUAUCAUCCUAGCAAGGCGAGUGCAGAACCGUUCCAAGUCUUAUACCAUCAUCAAUCAAGAGAUGUACAAGAGAAGUGUAACCGGUGUGUUCCAAUGCUGUGUUGAGGCAGCAGAAGGCAGAGAAAUCCUCACAGAGAUACACCAAGGAGAGUGUGGACAUCAUGUCUCCUCUCGCGCCCUAGUUGCUAAGGCAUUCCGGCACGGGUUCUAUUGGCCAACAGCGUUGCAAGAUGCUGAGGAUAUCGUCCGGUGGGUGGAGGUGAAGCCGAUCAAGAAAUGUGACGGCCACACUGUUGUCAAGUUCAUGAAGGACAUUGUCCUCCGGUAUGGAUAUCCACAUAACAUCAUCACUGAUAAUGGUUCUAAUUUCGCCGAAGGUGCCUUCCCUCGAUUCUGCCGGGAGAAAAGCAUACAGCUGGAUAUCGUUUCAGUGGCACACCCAGAGGCCAAUGGCCAAGUUGAAAGGGCCAAUGCCCUCAUUCUAGCCGGCAUGAGGCCCAGGCUGAUAACUCCAUUACAGCAGACGCCGGGUUGCUGGCUAGAUGAACUCCCAGCCAUCAUAUGGGGUCUUAGGACCACUCCCAACAGACCAACCAUGUACACUCCAUUUUUCAUGGUAUACGGAGCUGAGGCUAUGCUACCGUCCGACUUGAUGCACGACUCCCCAAGAUCUAGCCUUUUCACUGAGUAA
Molecule: messenger RNA, 3120 nt
Organism: Lolium perenne
Lineage: Eukaryota; Viridiplantae; Streptophyta; Magnoliopsida; Poales; Poaceae
Biological process (GO): DNA integration
Molecular function (GO): RNA-DNA hybrid ribonuclease activity; nucleic acid binding
Source: RefSeq, a predicted model, not a curated record